Molecule: messenger RNA, 2316 nt
Organism: Nematolebias whitei (Rio pearlfish)
Lineage: Eukaryota; Metazoa; Chordata; Actinopteri; Cyprinodontiformes; Rivulidae
Gene: gas2l3
Product: growth arrest-specific 2 like 3
Exons: 9
Coding region: 141-2174 (677 amino acids)
Biological process (GO): actin crosslink formation
Cellular component (GO): actin filament
Molecular function (GO): microtubule binding; actin filament binding; cytoskeletal adaptor activity
Source: RefSeq, a predicted model, not a curated record
GCAGGAGUCGCUCCGACUGAACGCAGCACUUUUGACUCCGUCUGGACGGGAUGUUCCUCAGAGGCUGAUCAUCGCGUGUUCUCGUGGAACCUUCAGUGUUUUGGUUUGGAGAAUGAAGUAAAUCUUCCAGGAACUCUGUCAUGGCUGUCCAGGCUGGCAUCCAGGUUUGCUUCGGUGAGAAGUUUGAUUCCCCCUUGCUGAGUCCCAGGGGUCCUCGGAGCCCAUUAGGACAGCGGCACGGUCCCGGCCUCACCAACGUCUUUGAGUACGACCAGUGGCUCACGGUGCGCCAUGAAGCCACACUGGUGCCCAUGCAGGAGGAUCUGUCCAUCUGGCUCACCGGCAUGUUGGGAGAGGAGGUGAAAGCAGAGUUUUUCAUGGAGGAACUGAAUAACGGCGUGAAGCUCUGCCAGCUCAUCGCAGCCUUGCAGAACAAGGUCGCCCAGAGCUGCCCCUCUGCUCUCUGCAAGCUUUUUCCCACCAGAAAAGUUGCGUGCAAGCUGGACGCCUCUCCAGGUUCCUUCUUCGCUCGCGACAACACAGCCAACUUCCUGGCCUGGUGUCGACACAUCGGCGUGGAGGAGACCUACCUGUUCGAGUCCGAGGGCCUCGUUCUGCACAAGGAGCCUCGGCAGGUUUGCCUCUGUCUGCUGGAGAUCGGCCGCAUCGUCUCCAAGUACGGCGUGGAGCCUCCCGUCUUGGUGAAGCUGGAGAAGGAGAUCGAGCUGGAGGAGACGCUGCUGAUGACCGAGGAGCCUCCUGCGGCCGUCAAAACCUUCAGCGUGUGCUGCCAGCACGGCGCCCUCUACCAGCCCGAGGACCACAGCCUGGACGAGCAGGUCUGCAGCUGCUCCAACAGGGUCUCCAUCGAGUACCUGUCUGAGGGACGCUACCGACUCGGAGACAAGACCAUCUUCAUCAGGAUGCUUCAUGGAAAACACGUGAUGGUGCGGGUGGGCGGCGGCUGGGACACGCUGCGCGGCUUCCUGUCCAAGUACGACCCGCUGCGGGUGCUGCAGUUCACCACCCUGGAGCAGAAGAUCCUGGCCUUUCAGAAGGGCUCGCCAGGUCUGGGGGGUCAGCAUGGCAGAGCCGCGCCGCCCCCUCCUCCUGACAUGGACCCCCUCGCAGCCGUCGAUGACCUCAUCUCCUCAUCUUCCUCCUCCAGCUCAUCUUCGUCGUCUUCCUCCGGCUCGGCCUGCAAAGCGUCUGCAGCCGCCGCUGGUCUGAUGUGUCGCUCCUACACCCCCUCCCCCGCCGGCACGCCAACGCUGCCACGGAAAGGUUUGGUGUCUGCACCGAAGAAGAACCUCCUGACGCCCCCCUCCUCCCCCAGGAAGCCCACCCAGCUCCCUCUGCCCAUCGGCACCAAAGGCUCUUCCUGUCUGCCCUCCACUCCAGUGGGGAGCUCCUGCAAACAGCCCCCCAGCCCGGGGGCUCAGGGGGUGCAGCGCAGAGCUCUGACUCCAUCAGCUGCUCCCCCCAAUCCAAGCUCCUCCUCCAGACUGAAGGUCCGACCUCACGGUGCCACCUCCCAUCCCAGGAGCCCCAUCUGUCCUGAGCCGUCCUCCAAAUGCCCCAAACCCUCCAGCCCCUGCACCUCUCCCAUUGCGGCCCCCGUCCCAACACCCUUACCCCCACCUACCCCUAACGAUGCCCGGCCCCCCUCGGGCGCCAGCCAGCGCUCUCGCCUCGCCCAGCGGCGCCCUGGCUCUCCGGCAUCGCGCCUCCGCCUAGAGGCGUCCAGGCGAGCGAGGACACAGAGAACUGCCACAACAACGUCCUCACAGCCCCGGACCCCCACCCCCUCCUCACGGACCGCCUCCCCAGCACCGGUACAACCCUCCACAUUAAAGAGCAAAGACACCACAGCUAAAAGCAAGGUACCGGUCUUAAACAGGGCCGCUGCAGCCCCCGGGGGCAGCACGGGCCCCUCGAGCACCAGCAAAGCCAAUCAGAAAGCAGCGGUCACAGCACAGAGGGGGGGUCGCAAACAGGGAGCCGCAGCGCCCCCCAACCACACAAAGGCCUCCCUGCAACAUGAACAGGGUCGAGCCGCAGCCUCACAGAAAAGCUCCGGGGUCAAACCUGCCGACACCAAGACCCCCCAGAACAAAGGCAGGGGGGAGGAGCCUUACUUUGAAAUGAGCAGUAAGAGGAAGCAGAAAACGUAACGCUUCACCUGAACCAACCGCCCCGACUGUCGGUUUUCUGUUUCUCUGGUGUUAGUGAACGUUUCAGCAGAAUCUGUUGGUCUGUCGUCUCCGAGACUCGUUGACGUUUUUCAAUCUUCACUUUUUAACCUCGCAUGCAGAA